Molecule: messenger RNA, 1999 nt
Organism: Trichomycterus rosablanca
Lineage: Eukaryota; Metazoa; Chordata; Actinopteri; Siluriformes; Trichomycteridae
Gene: slc7a3a
Product: solute carrier family 7 member 3a
Exons: 11
Coding region: 1-1920 (639 amino acids)
Biological process (GO): L-arginine import across plasma membrane; L-ornithine transmembrane transport
Cellular component (GO): plasma membrane
Molecular function (GO): L-arginine transmembrane transporter activity; L-ornithine transmembrane transporter activity; L-lysine transmembrane transporter activity
Source: RefSeq, a predicted model, not a curated record
AUGGUGGAUAAAAUCGCCUCUUUGGGACGCAUGCUGCUGAGGCGACGUGUUUUGGACUUUUCAGAUGAGGAGACACGUUUUGCCCGCUGCCUGUCCACUUUGGAUCUGGUGGCAUUGGGUGUGGGCUCAACGCUUGGAGCUGGAGUCUAUGUCUUGGCUGGGGAGGUGGCCAGGGAGAAAGCCGGCCCUGCUAUUGUCCUUUGCUUUCUGAUUGCAGCUCUCUCGUCCAUGCUGGCAGGACUCUGCUAUGCAGAAUUUGGGGCCAGAGUCCCCAAGACGGGUUCUGCUUACCUGUACAGCUACGUAACAGUGGGGGAAAUCUGGGCCUUUAUCACCGGCUGGAAUCUCAUUCUGUCCUAUGUUAUUGGUACUGCCAGUGUGGCACGAGCAUGGAGUUCUACCUUUGAUAAUCUGGUAGAGCAGAGGAUCUCCAGCUUCUUUAGGUCCAGCAUGGCAAUGAAAGUUCCAGGCAAUGUGCUCGCUGAAUACCCAGACCUGUUUGCCCUUGGUCUAAUUCUUCUCUUGACAGGUCUGCUUGCAUUUGGUGUAAGUGAGUCUGCACUGGUUAACAAAAUCUUCACUGGAAUCAACUUGGUGGUGCUGGGCUUUGUUAUUAUUGCUGGCUUUGUGAAGGGCAAUACAGCAAACUGGAACCUCACUUACGAAAACUUUAUCAAUGAUACCAACAUCACAACAUUACAUGAGACGGAGAAAUUUUUUGGCAGUGGUGGUUUUGCACCAUUUGGCUUCAGUGGUGUUCUGUCUGGUGCUGCCACCUGUUUCUAUGCCUUUGUUGGUUUUGACUGCAUUGCUACUACAAGUGAGGAAGCCAAGAACCCAAUGCGUUCCAUCCCUGUGGGAAUUGUUGUCUCUUUGCUUAUCUGCUUUUUUGCUUAUUUUGGUGUGUCAGCUGCACUUACCCUCAUGAUGCCUUAUUACAAACUCAAUACCCAGAGUCCUUUGCCUGAGGCCUUUAGCUAUGUGGGCUGGGCUCCAGCACGCUAUAUAGUUGCUGUGGGCUCACUAUGUGCUCUUUCCACCAGUCUGUUGGGCUCUAUGUUUCCCAUGCCACGUGUGAUCUAUGCCAUGGCAGAGGAUGGGUUGCUAUUCCGUGCCCUUUCCAGAAUGAAUGAGCGAACCAAAACCCCCCUGCUAGCCACUGUGGUGUCCGGCAUUGUAGCUGCGCUCAUGGCUUUUCUGUUUGACCUGGCUGCUCUGGUUGACCUUAUGUCUAUUGGGACGUUGCUAGCCUACUCUUUAGUGGCUGUGUGUGUUCUCAUACUCAGGUACCAGCCCGGCACUCUGAAUUCCUCCAGUCAGACAGAGAAGCUGGUGGAGCUGGUUGGAGGUGAAAAGGUGCCUGUGACAAGAGACAGCGGAGAUGAUUACGGUCUGGAGGAUCAUCGGACCAGGGAAAAGUUUACGCCUAAACUGCUUUUGGUUCCUUCCAGGGACACCCCAACCAAGAUGUCUGGAACUAUCGUAUACAUCACGACUGCAGUUAUUUCUGUGCUGAUUACUUUGCUGUGUGUGGUACUGGCUGUGUGGCUGGAUGAAUUGUUGUCUGGACAUCCCUUAUGGUUGGCCGUGUGUGCCAUUCUCACAUCACUUUGCUUCUUGUGCGUCAUCAUCAUCUGGAGGCAGCCUGAGAGCAGGGAGGCACUCACCUUUAAGGUGCCUCUGCUGCCCUGGCUGCCUCUCUUCAGUGUCUUUGUCAACAUAUACCUCAUGAUGCAGCUGGAUUUGGCAACAUGGUGCCGCUUUGCUGUCUGGAUGGCUGUCGGCUUCAUGAUCUACUUCUUUUAUGGCAUUUGGAACAGCGCAGAAGCGGCGAAUAGCGCCAAGCGAAAAUAUAAGAGAAAAAAUAAGAGUCCCAUCUACGUAGGAGGUGAUGGUGAGCAUGAAGGGAUCUCUCCCUGAUUAGAGAACAAUUCAUCUUUACCCUGAAGUACCACGAUCACCCCAGUAAUGAGUACACUUUCAGUGUUAUUGAAAGAUC